Molecule: messenger RNA, 557 nt
Organism: Rotaria sp. Silwood2
Lineage: Eukaryota; Metazoa; Rotifera; Eurotatoria; Philodinida; Philodinidae
Source: the annotation of a GenBank genome assembly
AUGAUUGUCAAUAAAAUUAUCGCCAAUAAUGAUGGUCAGAUUAUUCAAGGUGUUAAAAUUGAAAGUUGGUUGAAAGAUCUUAUUGGCUUUCAUGCUACCGAAUCAUUUCCACGAGACGUGAUGCAUGAUAUCGCUGAAGGUAAUACUAUGAAUUGGUUAAUAGUUACAGAUACAAAAAAUUAUUUUUUUUUUAAUUGAGGUGUGUGCCCGUUCAUCAUAAGUGCUCUCUUAAAAGAAGUUAUUCAACAACGCCUUUUGACUUAUUCAGAUAUUGAACAACGCACAUCAUGUUUCAUCUAUGGAUUCUAUGAUUCAUCAUAUAAACCACCACCUGUAAAAAAGCAACGAUAUUAUUGGUGAUCUUACUCUAUUUCCAUUAUACACUAUUUUACGUGAAAUUAUAAGCUACAUAUAUGCCAAUCCACUUAGAAAAUCAUGGUUAUCGUACUUAAAUGGUUUAUGUAAACAAUUUCAUUGUCUUAUGAUCGAACAUUUACCUGAUUAUGUAACACUAAAAGCACAUUUUUCAAUGGAGUAUACUCGUUCCAUUGAAAUGU